AUUAUGUCCAAAGUUAAAAGCAAGCAGAGAACCCUCGACACGAUCCUUAACAACCUUAAAUGUUACCUCUGUUUGGAAGAUUUCCAGGAUCCGCGCCUAUUAAAUUGCAAUCAUAGUUUCUGCAAGGAAUGUCUAGAUGGUUACAUCACAACAGUUUGCGAAGAUGGAGUUUUGGAAUGUCCACUAUGUGAUUCUGAAAUGAAAGUUCCAGAAAAGGGAGCGAGAGCAUUGAGAAAAAACUAUUUUUUCCAACUUCAACGACAGAACAUUGGAGAAUAUUGCCAUGUAUGCGGCGAAGAAGAAAUGGCGAACAAACAUUGUAUCGAAUGCAAUCAGGAUUUUUGCGUGACGUGUGUUAAAUCUCAUUCUGGGAUGACUGCGACAAGGGAACAUCACAUGGUAAAGGUCGGACGAAGUCCUAACAAUGGGAAAAUCAAGCACAAUCUCUUCUGUAAAAUUCACCCUGAAGAGAGACUCUUGUAUCAAUGUUCAGUAUGCAAGGAAUUGGUAUGUCAACAUUGCAAUGCAACAACUCAUAAGCAACACGCAUCAAAGUACGUGAAAGAUGUUGCAGAGUCGUGCAGGAACAUGCUGGGGGAUAUUGUGAACUCUGAUGAGUAUGUCAACUACUUGUGUUGGCUGGCCGAGAGAAAAAUGGAAAUAUCACAGGAAAUAAAUCGUUAUAAAAGAACACAACAAUCUGCUGAGGAUGAAAUUCAGAAACACUCGGAGAUGCUGCAUCACCUUGUCGAAGUCGUAAAAGGCGAACUGUUGGGUAAAGUCAAAGAACAGGUGAAAGAGAAAGUUAAACCAAUCAAAGGCAUAAUCAAAGAUUUGGAUCGAAAAACAAUGUCCUCUGCAGGAAUCUUUCAGUUUGCUAAAAAUGUCAGUGCACAGGGUGAUGAUAUUGCAGUUGUUGAAUACAGUCAUAAAUUGGUAGGGAAGCUAGAAAAGAUGAAAUCAGACUAUUCGAUUCCAACAAUCAAAAGAAGCGACCUGUUUUACUUUGAUCCUAAGGUUGUCGAAGAAAAAGAUGUUAGAUUGCUUUUUGGAAAUGUGAAACCAGGAUUUCCAAUUGAAAAUGAUCCCAGACCAGAAUUGUUGCAUGAUUUUGAAAUAGAAAACGAAGGCUCUGUCGUUUCAGCAAUACUUCCUCUAAGUGAUGGAAGAGUCUGGGUUGUGGAAGGUGCCGAGGGAGCGCUGAAGUUAUACGACAAUUCAGGAAGAGUCCACAGAACACUUCAUCUUGGUCUUCCAGCAGACGAUAUCACAUAUGGACCAGAUAACACAAUCUUGGUGUCAUGCAAUUCCGGAAAGGUCAUAAAGGCUGUUGAUAAACAACUCCGACCUUCGACAAUGUUGUCUACACCCGCCUGUGCACGUGGAAUGGCUCUUGAUCAAAAGAGUGGAAUUCUUUACAUUUGUAUGACGGAGAAAAACGCCUUCUUCGACCAUGAUGUAACUCAUCACAAUAAGGUAGUAAAGACUUUAACAGGAAAAAACAAACGGUGGGAAAUGCCAGACAUUUUGGAAUUUUCGACACAUCCAACUGUUGAAUAUCCUGCAAGGGUAGUUGUUACCCAGAAGUCGUACAUUGCUAUUUCGGAUUGGAAAAGAGAAUGUGUCACAGUACUUAACAAGAAUGGACACAUUGAGGCAGAAUACUAUGGAAUGAAAAAGAAUGCCGAAAACUACUUUAACCCGCGUGGACUUUGUAGCGAUGAAGACAAUGGGUGUGUAUAUGUUGCAGACUAUAACAACAGCAGGAUAAUGAGAAUUGAUGAAUCAGGACAAAUGUUUGACAUUGUGCUUGGUAAAGCAGAUAAAAUUUUCAAACCAUGGUCAGUUGCCGUGGGCCAGGACGGUUCUUUGUGGGUUGGAAGUCAGAAGGGGAAAAUAGGGGUGUAUUCCCUAAAUGGCUAAAGUCUCAAUUGUAAUCUGAUUUUGUAGCGUAUGUUACUCUAGAAGUUGGAUUUUCGUAGCGACAACCACAUCAUGGGCUUGAGUUAUAUGCCAAGAAACACGAAGCAGUAUUUCUUUUAAUAAGAUCGGAUAUACCUGUUUACCUUUGUAAUGCAAUGGACAUACCGUCUUCUUCUUUUAAAUCCAAUUAUUGAUCAAAAAUCACUAUUAAAAAGUGUUCAACUUUGAAUGAAAAUAAC
This is a messenger RNA of Saccostrea cuccullata (small rock oyster), 2162 nucleotides long. Its product is annotated as E3 ubiquitin-protein ligase TRIM71-like. Lineage: Eukaryota; Metazoa; Mollusca; Bivalvia; Ostreida; Ostreidae. The transcript has a single exon. Gene Ontology annotation, molecular function: protein binding; zinc ion binding. The record is from RefSeq and is a predicted model, not a curated record. Bases 4 to 1923 code for a protein of 639 amino acids.